GGGGCGUUUGCCAACGGCCGCCGCCUGUUUACCGAAGCGGCGCCGGACGGCGUAGCGUCGCCGGCACCAUGCAGGCGCUGCCCCCGCGCUGGGCGCCGUCCGUGCUGAGGGCGGCGGGCGGGUGGUGCCGCGGCUGCAGCGGCUCCGCCGAGCUCGGCGGCGCCAAGCCGCUGAAGGAGUGGACGCUGGUGGUCGGCCCGCGGGGGCGGCUGCAGGUGCGGCUGCCGUGCCAGGUGAGCGUGCGGCCGCUCGACCCGCAGCGCUACCCGGGCGCGGACCGCGUGUUGGUCACCGUCAGCGGCGUGGAGCGGAGCGCCCGCCGCCACCUCGAGCACGUCCGGGUGCGCUACGACGAGGCGCUGCAGCUGCUGGCCAUCGCUGCCGAGGGCAUGGACGGCAAGGCUGCGGUGGACGUCCGGACGCCGGCGAAGUUCGAUUUGGAUAUCAAAACAUCAGGAACAGGCUGUGUGAAGGUUCAGAAAAUGGAAUGUGAUAACUGCAGAAUAGAAACUGAGAAGGGGACUAGUGUCUUGCAGUCAAUAAAGAGCCAUAAAAUCAAUAUACGAACCAAUGGUGGCAAAGUGAUUGGUCUUGGAACGCUCUAUGGAAAUACAGACAUUCAUGCAACAGAGAAAGGUAGUGUGAAUAUAGAGAAGCUGCAGGGAACAUCUAUCAACAUAUCCACAGAAGAUGGGCUCCUGAAAACUAAGUAUCUCUAUGCAGAGUCUUCAUCUCUCUCUUCAGUAGCUGGUGAUAUUCUGCUGGGAAGUAUUCAUGGUAACACCAACCUUGAGACAAAAACAGGGAGUAUCACAGUAGAUUCAUCAGAUGGAAGUCUAAAAGCUUCUACACUUCAUGGGGCAAUAGAUGUUUAUGUCAGUCAAUUAAGAGAAGUGGAUCUGAAAUCCCAGAAAGGUUCUAUUACAAUCAAGGUACCUGCCUCUCUCAAAGCCUAUUUAGAGUUGUCUGGAAGAAAAGUGGAUGUGAGCUCAGAGAUCGAGUUAAAAGAAACACGGAGUGCCUCCAAAGAUGAUCACGUAAUUUUAAGUGGUCACAUGAAUCAAAGGAAUGAAAAAGACAAAUGGAUUAAGGCUGACACACAAAGUGGCAAAGUGUAUCUUAAAAGCCAAAGCUGGAUUCAGUCUGUCAAGCUGAAGAUUUCUUAAAGGCGAAAUAGUCAAAACAAUCAAGUCAAGAAACUGUAAAGGAACAUUUUCUCUGGAAUUAUGAAACUUUGUUGAUACAUAUUCUUAAUGUAAGAGAGAAACAAUAUUAAAAAUGAGGACUUUUUAACCCAAGAUUUGCUGGUGACAGUGGCUGGUGAUUAAUGGGUCUGGUUUACUUUUUGUGCCUUUUAGAAACUACAAGGCCUUAUGUAUGCAGAAUUUGUAUGACCUGACCCACUCACCAAAUCAGUCUUAAAAGCUGGUAACUUUCAAACAAAAGUUUGGAGUCAUCAUUUAAAAUAAGAAAAUUAGAGAAAAAAAAACCACUUUCACCUCCUGGUCUUCGGAAACAUGAAAAUUUACUUCCAAGGAGCUGUGCUCUGCCAACUGUUUUAUAUUUUUUAGCAAAAUAUCUUUCUACUGUGUGACUUCCAUUGUUUAUCCAAAACAUAGAAUUCUUUUUUCAAUCAAAUUAUGUGUAUUGUGGACAGGAUAAAACCACUUUCAAACUUCAUCACUUCAUCUGUUUUUAACCCCUGAGCUGUUUCUGCUUUGUCAGCAGGCACUGUAUGUGUAAAACUGCUUCUAUGAAACAGAAACAUGUUCCAUGUUGUCCUGAACCACUUCCUUGUGGACUGAUUCAGCAACUCAAUGUAAGCUGCAGUUUUUCUACGAAGAAAAGCUUUUAAUACAGAUACUCCAAAGUGCAACUGGUGUCGCUGCUUUCAAGAAAGAGCACUCCACCAAGCAGGAUGUUGGAUAUGAGUCCAUAUGAAUGCUCCCCAAAGUAAAAGCUACUGAGCUAAUAAAUGAGAACUGUAAUCUCCUUGCUACAUUUCCAUUUAUCAUCAGCCUUGCAUGACAGGACUGUAAGCUCAUGGAGGCAGAAAGGCAGAGGAGGAAGGAAGGCGAAGGAAGUUUAUACACUGCACAAGAGACAAUGAUUUUUGUGGAGGAUUUUGUUACUGUAUUACAAACACACAGUAAACUAAAAAGAGCUUUUAAAAGCCUUUCUGUUUAUAUAUGGCCCCUUAUAACAGAAGUACUGAAGUUUGUGUUUUACAGCUGAAAUGCAGAACUACCUGCCAACUGAGUGGAUGGAGAGAAGAAACGAGGAGUUCGGAGUGUCAGUUCAGGUUUUAAAUUGUGUAUAUGUAUUUGUAGACCAUAACAUUAUAAAAUGAGAUUUCCCAAGGCUAUAGUUGCCCAUUGCUAAUGUUCUGCAGCAAUCAAGGGCAGUUUUUUUACUUUAACUGAGAGUGGUUAAAAAUUCUACAUUCUGUUUCCCAUUGUGUGUUAAGUUUGUUCUGAUAUCUAUGGCAAAUUAUAUAUAUAUUUAAUACACUAGUAUAUAAAACAGUAAUGUCACUACUAAAAGGAAUAUAAUAUUACUAAAUAUUAUUAUACUGUUAAAGGAUAUACAAUUAAUAAAUGUGUAAUGGUUUCCUCAAAAAGUUUUGAAACUAAUACUUUCUGAGCUGCAGACACAAAGUGAAAGAAGUACUCCUAAAUUGUUGUAUCUGGAAAUAAAAUAUGUAGUAGAUAUUUCACAGAAUUGAGUCUGCUAUUGGUUCCAUUAUUCACCCUAAUUACAAAGCCUGUCAGCCUCUGUGAUUAAGGUCUUGUUUUGGGAUACUGCUGCAUUGGCUAUCAAAGGGAGGGCAUAGUAAGAAAGCAUAUGAUUUCCUCUCUGUUCAAAAUUAAGCAGAAUAAUGCAUUCUAAACUUUGCUGUGAUUAAACGUUAGGAUAGCUAGUUAUUUGCUUAAAGCUUAAAUAAGCCAUUAGAAAAGUUACACUACCAGUAGAGCUACUGUGGUGGUAUUCCUUCUAAGUUAAUAACUGUUGAGACCACUAGAACUCUAACAUUAAGAUCAAGAAUGAGCUGAAGAAGAAUAAAUGUUUGGAAGA
Messenger RNA from Phasianus colchicus (ring-necked pheasant), 3075 nucleotides. RefSeq names its product family with sequence similarity 185 member A (gene FAM185A). The record is from RefSeq and is a predicted model, not a curated record. Lineage: Eukaryota; Metazoa; Chordata; Aves; Galliformes; Phasianidae.